UACAUGGCACGCUUAAUCGGAUUUAAUAACAUCCACAGUUAUGAAAUUGACCAAUCAUAGAUGUUACUCGAAAGAAUAACUGGCCAGUUUCAUAACUAUGGAUAUUAUUAAACCCGAUUAAGCGUGUCGUGUAGCAGAGGUCUGUGACACUCAUAAUAAUGUUAUAUUGAUCUUUGAGCACCAUUGUUUCUUAUUAUAGAAAAAAAUAUGAAUAUUUCCAUAUAGUGCGCGCACAGAAGUUUAUAGUAAUAUUGUGUUAUAUUGCAUAUUGCAACAUAUUAGGUAAGAUUUUCCCUAAUAUUUAGAUAGACCUUCAGGCGGAGCGCUAGUAUCUAAUUUUUGUUAUUUAUGCUUCAUUUGAUUUUAUUUAGACUUAGAUAACGAAGAAAUGCAGACGUUUCAGUUCACGAGCCGAGUUUUGUACAGUGACCCACAUUGUGCAACAAGUGGAACAUCAAGUUAUAACUACAAAGGACUUUCUAAAUAGAAAUUGCACCGUAGAGAUUCUCUUUCUAAGUACACUUCGCAUAGACUCGUUAGACAGUUGCCUCUUGCACUCUUUUAACGUUGAAGCACAAACUAAGAAAUGGAUACAAAUAUUAUGCGUCACUUUUUCAUCUUUAACUCAGUGAAUAUAAUAUUAAUGUCAUUAUCAUUCAAUUUCCUGGAAUCUUAUUUACCUACGUUGAUAAAACGUGCCUUUCUCUAUGGCAAAUUUAGUGUAAAAACGCCUCACACUAUAGCAGCAAAACUCGAAGUGCCCAAAAGAUGGUUUAGACAUUUUUACAUAUUUUGUGCACCACUGAUGACUAUUACUCUUUGCUUACUUUCUUACAAAAAUCUCUAUAAUGUAAAUAUACCUGAAAUUGUGUUUACAUUGUUAGACACAUUAUUAGGAACAUCCAGAAAACCAUUAAUAUCAGCAGAAGAUGCAUUUCUGGCUGUUGUCAUACUUAACAUACAUUGUUGGAAGAGAUUUUAUGAGUCAUGUUUCAUUAAUGUAUAUAGUAAUCAAAAAAUACAUGUAUUCCUUUAUUUCAUUGGAUUUGCGCAUUAUAUCGGAAUAAUUCUGUGUAUAUUAGGCGAAUCUGGAGGAUUUGUUAAAGAUUCGCAUGCGAUCUUGUUCCUACACAAAGUUACAACAGUAAAACUAGUUUGUGCAUUUAUAUGUUUAUGGGCGUCAUAUGAACAAUUGAAAACAAAUUUUAUUCUUGCAAGACUACGUAAAAAUUCUCAUGGUGACAUCGUAUCUCUUGAACAUAAAAUACCAUUUGAUGGUCUAUUUAAGUAUAUAGCAGGUCCAUUGCAAUUGUGCGAAGCAAUUGUAUAUUUAAUGCUCUCCAUGAUUCUUUGUCAAGCUUCUACAUUUCAUUACAUUACUCUUUGGGUUAUAUCAAAUCAGGUGGUAUGUGCAUAUUUAUCUGAUCAAUGGUACCGUAAAACAUUCACAAAUUAUCCAAAAGAAAGAAAGAUUAUAAUUCCUUACAUAUGGUAAAACUUUUAUUACGAAACAUAUUAUUAAUUGAAAACGAUAUAUUCAAUAAUUUACAUAUUUAGUUAUAAUAUGCAAAACAAUAAUAGGUAUACUAAAAAUGAAUAAAUAAAAAUUCUAAUGAA
Atta colombica is the source of this 1617-nucleotide messenger RNA. Its product is annotated as polyprenol reductase. The record is from RefSeq and is a predicted model, not a curated record. The transcript has 6 exons. Lineage: Eukaryota; Metazoa; Arthropoda; Insecta; Hymenoptera; Formicidae. Gene Ontology annotation, molecular function: 3-oxo-5-alpha-steroid 4-dehydrogenase activity. Gene Ontology annotation, biological process: polyprenol catabolic process; dolichol-linked oligosaccharide biosynthetic process. Bases 587 to 1495 code for a protein of 302 amino acids. Gene Ontology annotation, cellular component: endoplasmic reticulum.